Elaeis guineensis (African oil palm) is the source of this 2634-nucleotide messenger RNA. Lineage: Eukaryota; Viridiplantae; Streptophyta; Magnoliopsida; Arecales; Arecaceae. The record is from RefSeq and is a predicted model, not a curated record.
CCCUCCUCGCUCGCUCUCUCUCUCUCUCUGUCUCUCUCUCUCCGUCUGGAGGUCUCGGUAGCGUUGGGGAAAAUCAGGUGGCGGAGAAGAGAGGCGAAAAAACGGCGGCUGGGUUGUGCUUUCGGAUAUCCGCAGUGGAUUCGGUGGUUUUGAGAUGUUAGGAUUGGAUCCUGGUGGCUUGAAGGGUUUGGUUUCGGGGUUGGAGCUUCUCCACUGCUGCUGCUUCGAAGAUGUUUGAUUGGAACGAUCAAGAUCAGGUAGGUGACACCAUAUGGGGUGAACUAAGUGAGAGUGAGGACCAUAUUGUACCUUAUCCUAAGGGCACUGAACAGAGUACAUUUCUUAAUUUUGGAGAUUAUUACAAGAAACAGAAAAGCGAAGAAGCCAGCACUGUUUUAAGGUCCACUGAGCAGACGGCUGGAGCUAAAAAUGAUCUUUCUAGAUGUAAUCUGGAAAAUGAUUCCACCUUCAAAACAAAUGAAGAAAUUUCUACUCUGAGACUUGACAUGGAUUCAUGGCCUGAUUUGCCUUCCUUGAGUCCGGCACUUGGUAAAGGAUACCAUGAUGAACAUGGUCAGGAUACUUUACCGAUGGAAUUGAUGAACAAUUUCGAUGGAAGUACCGACCUGAACAAAGCAAGAGUGCAGCUGGAUGGUAAAUCUGAAAUGUUUGGCAACAAUCAUGAAGAUAAAGAGAGUGACAGUUUUCUUGAUUGUGAUUGGGCCAACAUCGGAGACUUUGAUGAUCUUGACCGAAUUUUUAGUAACAGUGAUCCCAUAUUUGGACGUGAAAUGGUUGGCAGUGGAGGGGAGUUUCUCUCUUUAUCUUCAGAUGUAAUUAGUGGCACCGCACAAUCAAUUCUGGUGCCUGAGAUGUCAUUAAGCGGGGAACAGCCUUUUGAUCAUUAUUCUUCAUCCUUUCAUUUUGAUGAUCUUUCUGGUGGAAACAGAAAGUCAGAAGAGAAGAUAGCAGAUAAUGCCAUGAAACCUGAGGAGCAAGCUGAAUAUAAAACCAGUGUUAUCAGUGACUAUUGUGGAACACACAACCAGUACCCAAGCAAGGAUGAUGGCCAGAAGAAGGUCUUAAGGUCUCAUAAAAAGGCAGAAGAAAGAAAAAUGAAAAAAACUCAGCCAAACUUAAACAGUACAUGGUCCCAUAAUGUUCGCCAAAGCCAUCAAUCUCCAAAUCCAAAUAUUGGUACUUUGGUUGAGACUCCUUUACAAACCUUUCAAUGUCCUGCCGUCAUUCAACAAAGGCAAGUUGGUGGUGCUGAAAGCAUGGGACAUCUUGGCCCCUCUAAUCAGUUUCUGUUCUCUGGAUAUGGAUAUUCUCCUUGUCAUUUUCCUGCCUUUCCUCUUAUGCCACAUAUUCAUUCUCAGAGGAACCAAAUGAAACGAGUUGUUAAUUGUAAAGUUUUUCCAGAUUCCUCAAAGAAUUCAAAUUCUUUCGGCAAACCACCCGAUAUACCUUCAAGACCAUUGAAAAUGACACCUCAAGAAAAGAUAGAGAAACUGAGGAGACGCCAGCAAAUGCAAGCAAUGCUUGCAAUUCAACAGCAACAACAGCAAUUGGGUCAUCAAAUUGCAGGUAGUGACGGUUUGGCCCCUCAAACAGGUUCACCAAAGAAACAAGGUCAGGAAUCUAUUACAAACUCUGCUGUAGUUGAUGAUGGUGCAAAUAAGCUUUCUGCAUCUAAUAUGAGCAUGUUAGUGGAUCAAGAUGAGUCCCAAAGGAUCUUGACAUCAAUUGAUGAUCGCUUGUUGGAAGAAAGCAUAUACUAUGAACUUCAAGAUGUCCUGGGGAAGUUGGACAUGCAAGUCCGACUUUGUAUUCGAAAUAGUUUGUUUCGUUUGGCCCAAAGUGCAAGCAAAAGACAAAGUGCUGGUGAUAGAAGUAGUACCAACGAAAGUAGCAAAGAUGAAGAUGAAGUUCCAGCAAAUCAGGAAACAAACAGACAGAACAGAUGCCAAAAAUUGCCAGGUGCAGAAGCAAAUACAAAUCCCAUAGACCGAAGUGUGGCUCAUUUGCUCUUCUACAAGCCUUCUGAGUCAUGUAUGAGAUCUGUGAAAGAUGAAAUACCACAAUCACCCAUUUCUUUUGACCCUGCUUCAAAGAUGCCUCUACACACUCAUGGGAGUAAUUCUGUGGAAAAUCCAGAGAACAUUGGAGAAAUGGAUGCGCAACCUUCAGUCUGAAAAUAAGCUGGUUGGAUCUUGUUGUGGAUGCUGGCGUUCUUUUGCUCGGUAAUGGUCCUACAAUACCGGGACAAGCUUUCCUCUUUCUAUGUAUAUAUAUUAAGUGGCCCUACGGAUCUUCGUUGACCGGACGAUAAAAGCCAGUCAAGGGUGUUUGUAUGCAUGCUAGUGGUGUGCAAUAAAUUCUAUACCUGAAGUGUGUAUAUGUAUAUGUUCACAAUUAUGCUGGAGAUGGCUGCUGAAAGAAAAUAUUCGCCAUUGUCUUUGUCAACUAGAAUACAUCAGCCAAUCCGUCUCCUGACUAGUAUUUAUGUGCACCCUUUGUGACAGAAACUUCAAUCUUUUGUCCUCCAGAAGACUUGGAAGCUGCCUUUAUUUGACAUUGUAUGAUAUUAUGUCCUUGAUCUGGUAACUCGUUGAAGGCAUUUUUCGCGAGGAA